Molecule: messenger RNA, 4990 nt
Organism: Phyllopteryx taeniolatus (common seadragon)
Lineage: Eukaryota; Metazoa; Chordata; Actinopteri; Syngnathiformes; Syngnathidae
Product: zinc finger protein 271-like
Exons: 4
Coding region: 258-3356 (1032 amino acids)
Source: RefSeq, a predicted model, not a curated record
AUGAGAAGAGAGGAUCAUAAGUAGACAGCCUCUUAGCGCCGCUGUCAGACAGUGAGGACACAUCAUCUUCUGACGCUGAUGACGAUGGAGAAGAAGACUCAAACAGCGAUCCGAGAUGUCCUGCCUUCAGCUGCUCCGUGUGUGGCGAAGGGUUCUCUCAAAAAGGCAACUUGAGAACACACCGCAGGUCACACGCCGGGGUGAAACCCUUCAGCUGCUCAGUUUGCGGUGAAAAAGGCACUCAAAAGGGCAACUUGAUGAGACACAGCAGACAACACGCAGACGACAAACCUUUUUCUUGCUCCGUUUGCGGCAAGACCUUCUCCCAGAAGGGCAAUUUGGUGACGCACGCCAGGAAGCACAACGGCGACAAACCGUUCGGCUGCAGGGUGUGCGGCAAACGUUUUUCCGUCAAGGGAAACUUGAACGUGCACGGCAGAAUGCACACGGGGGGAAAACCAUUCAGCUGCUCAGUUUGCAGCGAGAGAUUCUCUCAAAAGGGCAACCUGAAGGCACAUGCCAGAAAACACAGCGGCGAGAAACCAUUCAGCUGCUCAUUUUGCGGCAAUAGAUUCCCCGUCAAGGGAAAUCUCAUGACGCACGUCAGAACGCACACCGGGGACAAACCAUUCUCUUGUUCCACGUGCGACAAAAGUUUGACUUCCAAGGACAGUUUGAAAGCGCACGUCAUCAUGCACACGGGCCAGAAAGCUUUCUCGUGUUUGCUUUGCGGUAAAGACAUCCCGCUGAGGGCAAAGUUGUCGAAACAUACCAGGGUGCACACGGGAGAGCAACCGUUCUGCUGCGGCGUCUGCGGGAAAAGAUUUUCCGUCAAGAGGAGUUUGGUAGCGCACGCGUCGACGCACACCGGAGAGAGACCGUUCGGUUCUCGUACAAGUACGACGUCACCAGGCACAAGUGUGCUGGCCACGAGACUGCAUGACAAACGUCACUACAGCACAGAUGUCCAGAUGAGCCCGGAGCAGCGCCGCCCUCGGCGCCGCGAGCGAGAAGAGGAGGGCCCGGCGCCCCGCCACAUCAAAGAGGAAGAGGAAGAAGUGGGCGUCAGCCAGGAGGGGGAGAAGCACGAAGGUCCGGACGCAGAGGAGGCCGACAUCUGCGACCUCCCCGUCAUUCGCGUCAUCGUCAAAAGCGAGGAGGAAAACAGUGAAAGCGAGGACGACGUCCAAAUGGAGCGAGCGCGAGUCGAAAGUCGAAAUCGCGUCUCCGACGGCUUGAAAUGUUCCCAAUGUGACAAGACCUUUGUCUACAAGUCCGAUCUGAAGACGCACGUGCGAAGUCACACGGGGGAAAAACUAUUCAGCUGCUCGCUUUGCGCUAAAAGCUUCACGCAAAAGGGCACGCUGACCAUCCACAUGAGGAAGCACACCGGAGAGAAGCCUUUUUCCUGUCCGGUCUGCAACGUGACCUUUCGGGAUCGCUCCACCAUGAUCAAACACACGCAAACGCACACGGGCGAAAAGUCCUUCACUUGCUCGGUCUGCGGUCAAAGCUUCGCCAGAAAGAGCAAUUUGAAGGAGCACGCGAAGACGCACAGCGGCGAGAAACCCUUCGCGUGUUCAAUCUGCGGCAAAGGCUUCGCUAAAAACAUUAAUUUGAAAGCUCACAUGCGAAUUCACACCGGAGAAAAACCUUUUGCGUGCUCGGUGUGCGACAUGACUUUUCGCUUUCAGUCGUCGUUGAUUCCGCACAUGAGAACUCACACUGGCGAGAACUUCACGUGCUCCUUCUGUAGUAAAAUCUUCUCCAGAAUGAUGAACUUGAUCGAACACACCAGAAUACACACUGGAGAGAAACCCUUUUCGUGUUCCGUGUGCGGCGCGACGUUUCGACUGCAGUCCACCAUCGCCAACCACAUGAAAACGCACAGCGCGGAGAAACCCUUCACUUGCUCUGUGUGUCACUCGAGUUUUACGCUUCAAGCGACGAUGUUGAGGCACAUGCGAACGCACACGGGUGAGAAACCCUUCGUUUGUCACGUGUGCGGGGACAAAUUCUCUUAUAAGUAUCAGCUCAACAAACACAAAUGUGCCGGGGAGAGCAGCAGCGGCUUGAUUUACACCCGGCAGCCGCUUCUGCCCGGCCCCCCCCGCCUGAAAGAGGAAGAAGUGACGCCCGCUGGGAUCAAAGAGGAGCAGGCGGAGACGCCCCUCGUUAAGGAGGAGGAGGAGGAGCGCGGCAUCGGUCAGCAGGCGGACGUCGGCAAACCUCCGGCGGCUGGACUCCUUGUGAAAAGUGAAGCUGACGGUCUGUGUGAGGAGGGGGAGAGAGGAUCGGAAGCGGAGCGCCUCUUAGCGCCGCUCUCCGACGGCGAGGGGACGUCGACGUCGCGCUCUCCUGACGCUGAAGAGGAGGACGACGACGACGAUGACGAGGAUGAAGGAGACUCGAAAGACGUCCGGCAGCUGCAGCCGGAGCCCCCCGACGUCAAAGAGCAAGCGAUUGGAGUGAUUGUGAAGAGUGAAGACGAUGACGCAGAUCCGGUCUUGGACCAACAUGCAGAUGAUGAUGAUGAUGAUGAUGACGAUGACGAUGAUGACGACGAUGAUGAUGACGACGACGACGACGGCAAAGGCGAUCACGCGAGAAGCCAAACCGACACGUUGCAAUGUCAUCGGUGCGACAAAAAGUUUGGCGGCAAGCGACACUUGACGCGACACAUGCGAUGCCACACGGGGGAGAAACCAUUCGUUUGCUCCUUUUGCGGCAAAGGUUUCCCUCGCAACGAACAUCUGGUCUCGCACGUGAGAAUCCACACGGGCGAGAAACCCUUUGCGUGUUCCGUGUGCGCUCAGACCUUCUCUCACAAGUCCAACCUGACCACGCACAUGAGGAGACACACCGGGGAGAAACCGUACACGUGCCGCCUGUGCAGCGAAAGCUUCUCGCGGAAGGUCAGCUUGAUGAUCCACACCAAGACGCACACUGGGGAGAAACCCUUCGGCUGCGCCGUUUGCGCCAAAAACUUCUCGCUCAAGGAACAUUUGAUUACACACACCAGGACGCACACUGGAGAAAAACCUUUCUCUUGCUCCUUUUGCCAAGUGCGUUUCAGCGACCGCUCGGCCCUGACCAGACACACGCGAACGCACACCGGGGAGAAACCCUUCUCCUGCUCCGUGUGCGGCAAAAGCUUUUCGCUGAAAGCAUACUUGACGGAACACGUGGCGUCGCACGCGGGAGAGAAAGCCUUUUCGUGCGCCAAAUGCAAAUCAAAGUUUAGUUUCCGUUCGGCGUUGGUGAGACACAUGAAGACGCACAGCGGGGAGAAAACGUUCAGUUGUGGGCCAAAGAGCAAACACUCGUGUGCUGCUGAACAGAGCAGCAACCAGUGAGGCCGUCGCCACAGCACAACACGUUAGUGAUUCUUGUGGGCAAACACAAAAUUUAGAGUUUAAAAAGAGACAGCUGAUUUGCAGAUAACAUACAACAACAAAUGUUUACGCCAAAUAUGUACAAUGUGUCAUUUUAACAAUAAAGAACUCAUUCUAAAUUGUAAUAUUUCCAUGUAAAAUGUACCUUACAAUUUUUGUACAUGUAAAGUGCGCAUGCAAUUUACAAACCCCAAUUCUCAAAGCAUAAAAACAGAAUGCAAUAAUUUGUAAAUCCUUUUCGACCUAUAUUCAAUUGAAUAUAUGAAAAAGACAAGCUAUUUAAUGUUCAAACUGAUAAACAUGAUUUUUUUUUUUUGCAAAUAUUUCCUCAUUUCGAAUGUGAUGCCUGCAACAGGUUGUGAAAGCUGGGACAGGGGCAUGUUUCACGCUGUGUGACGCCACCUUUCCUUUGAACAUAUUUGCCCAAAACAAUUUGAAAGGUGGACUCGUCAGACCACAGCACACUUGUCCACAUUGCGUCAGUCCGUGUCGCAUGAGCUCGCUUUCACUGAUCGCACCCAAGCCCGAUUCCCUCCGGGCCUGCUCAAGCAAGAAAUCACUUCAACACAAAUCAAGUUGGACGGAUGAGACUAAAACAAACAUCUGAAUGAUUUUGAGAGAAUAUUAUAUGGACUGACUAGAUGAAAGUUGAACCUUUUGGAAGGCGUGUGUCUUGUUACAUCUGGCGUAAAUAUAAAACAGCAUUUUCAGAAAAAGAACAUCAGACGAACAGUCAAACAUGGUGGCGGUAGUGUGAUGGUCUUGGGCCGCUUUUCUCCUUCAGGCCCUGGACAACUUGCUGUGAUUGAUGGAACCAUGAAUUCUGCUCUUUACCAGAAAAUCCUGACGGAGAAUGUUCGGCCAUCAGUUUGUGACCCCAAGCUGAAGCGCUCUUGGGUUCUGCACCAGGAUAACGAUCCAAAACACACCAGUAAGUCAACUUCUGAAUGGCUUAAAAAACAAAACGAAGGUUUUGGAGCGGCCUCGUCAAAAUGCGGACGUCAAUCCGAUUGAAAUGCAGCGGCAUGACCUUCAAGAGGCCGUUCAUGCUGGAAAACCCUCCAUUUUUGCUGAAUUCACACAAUUGUGCAAGGAAGAGUGGGCCAAAACAUCUCCACAGAAAUGUGAAAGACUCGUUGGCAGUUCUAGCAAACGCUUGAUUUCAGUUGUUGCUGCUGAGGACUGCCCAACCAGUUCUUGGGUUUUGGGGGCCAUUACUUUUUCACACAGGGUCCGGUCACUUUGAAUAGUUUUUAUUCCUUAAUAAAAGAAAUCACCUUUUUAAAAAAAGAUCACUUGGGUUAUAUUUGUCUGAUAUUUAAAUUUAGUUGACGAUCGUAAACAAAGGGGGAACUGUGCAAAAAAAAAUACAAAUAAGAAUUUGAGAAUGGGGGCAAUAAUUUGUGUAUGUGUAAAAUACUUUAUUUUGAUCAUGAAAUCAUUUGUUUUCAGUUUUUUGUUUUACUUGCUGUGACAACCCCCGAUUGGACAUUUAUAAUUACAACUAAUUAACCGAUUAUUCAUUCAAAUGUAUAAAAUACAUGUAAAAUGUAUGUGUAAAACUCUUUCUUAGCAAAAUAAAAUGUCUUUUUUAA